This is a messenger RNA of Drosophila busckii, 630 nucleotides long. Its product is annotated as protein Mabiki. The record is from RefSeq and is a predicted model, not a curated record. The transcript has a single exon. The coding region runs from base 1 to 630 and encodes 209 amino acids. NCBI's taxonomy places the organism in Eukaryota, Metazoa, Arthropoda, Insecta, Diptera, Drosophilidae.
AUGGCAUUUGAAAUCGUAGCCUAUCGCCACAAGAAGUUUGAUGUGAGCAGCAAGCGGCGCAGCUCGGAGCAGCUGGAGCUGCAGAUCAAGCAGGAGCUGCUGCUGCUGCCACGCACCAGCACACCGGCCAGUGCAUUGCAGGAGGACGACGACAGCAGCAGCUGGUGCUCGAGCACGCUGAUGCCGCCGCUGGCCAAACGCAGACGUCUGAAUAGUCAGCUGGGCAACAGCUCCUCAGAGUCCACACACAGCUCCUCCACGCACUCGCUGCCCGCCAGCAUCAGCUCCGAUGCGCUGCGUGACAUUUGCAAAUAUCAUGGCAACAUGGUGCGCAGAUUUCCGAAGAAAGAGCGCACACCCAAGGAUCAGGAGCGUCGCAAUAAGAAUACCAUUGCCUGUCGCAUGAGUCGACGCGUCAAGAAGCUGGAGCACUUUGCCAUCGAGGAGCAGUACAAAGAGUUCAGCGUCGAGCACUUGAAGAUUGUGGAGCAAAGCAUGCGCGCCAAUGCGUAUCUGCAUCAUCUGCGGCAGCUGACCAAGCUGGAACCCACCAAGUGGCCUGCGCCAGCGCCAGUAAAGAAUUUUAGCAUUGACUACCUGAUCAACGGCUUGAAGAGUGAACAGUGCUGA